GUCAACAAAGUAAUCUGUAGGUCAAUCAUAAAGGCUAUGGCAUUAUCUAAAAUUGAUAUUCCCCGUCGAGCCCAGCACUUUUUAGAAUGCGGCAUUGAAGACUGUGAAAGAAACUGCGAGUUCUACUGCAACUAUUGUCACAUAAGAUUGUGUAAACAAUGCAGAGAUGAACACCUAAAAAGUUCAGGAAACAAGAACCAUGAGGUGGUCCUUUACCAACAACGUGAACGACAACUUCCUGUGGAGAAAUGUAAGAUCCACCCCACUAAAGAUGUGGACAUGCUCUGUGAAGAAUGCCAAGUUCCAUUAUGUUCUAAAUGUGCUACAAAGGGAGACCACCAAAAGCAUACAUUUGUUGAUCUUGAAGCAGUCUUCGCAGAAAACUUUACACUCUGCCAACAGGAAAUCUCCAAAACUCAUGAAUAUUUUCUCCCUACAUCACAAGAUUUGCAGAAAGAAAUUAAAAAAGAUUCCUCAGAAAUCAAACAUAUCAUGCACAACAUCAGAACAUCCAUGAAGACUGAAGGUGAGACCCUGAAAAGUCUGGUGGACACAGUCAUAUCUGAGAACAUGAAGCAGGUAGACCAGAUAGAGUAUUCACUGUUAGAAGAUCUAAACACCCAAGACAAGACUUUGGAUGAUUAUAUCACUUACCUGAAUGACCUUGUCAAAGAGCUCAACAGACGUCUGUCCUCUACAAAACCCCAGAGAUUAAUGUCUGAGAAGAAAUCAAAGAUUCGAUCCAUACCAAAGACAACAAAACCAGUCAUACAAGGAUUUACUGCUGGUCAAUACAACAAAAGUGAUGUCACCAAAUUACUUUGA
Saccostrea cuccullata (small rock oyster) is the source of this 825-nucleotide messenger RNA. RefSeq names its product RING finger protein 207-like. The transcript is spliced from 2 exons. Gene Ontology annotation, molecular function: zinc ion binding. Lineage: Eukaryota; Metazoa; Mollusca; Bivalvia; Ostreida; Ostreidae. The record is from RefSeq and is a predicted model, not a curated record. The coding region runs from base 37 to 825 and encodes 262 amino acids.